UUAGUUAUUUUCAGAUUAAAUCCAUGUGAAAAGAAAAAUGGCUGCCUAGAAAAUCCGUGAAAAAUGUUAUAAAAAAUGCGCCAUCUCUCGGGCAAUGAUCGACAAUGAAAGAAUCCUACUUUCUAUUCUUGGGCUUCGGGUUGAUAAGCCAAGCUGUUCUGUGCUUCGCGGUCAUCUCUUUACUUGAUGGAGGAACAUUCACUAGUAGCAGGAACACCGAAAAAGCUGAGGUUGACCCUACUGCUGGUUCUAACCUUGAACCAAAUGGAUCUUUAGUCUGUAAACAGCCUGGCUUUGAAGAACUCUUACGAAAUGUGAAAAAUAUCUGUGACGCCAGUGCCUACACCUCCAAAAGAAAUUCCGGUGAAAGUCGGAUCAAAAAACUUAAGAAAGAAAUAUCUGAAGACAAGGAGAAGAAGAUCCUUAUUGAGGAAAAGGGACAAGAUGCUUCUACCAUUAAAAAUAAGGAAGCAGAUAAGUCAGACAAUGAUUCUGGAAAGAUGAUGGAAGGAGAGGUCCCAAAUGAUGUGCUGGAGAAAGACAGUAUCUUGAAUGUAGAUCCAGGGAUGCAGGAGGUUAAGGAUGAUGUGGUUAAACCCUAUGUUGUUGUGGCUGUACCACAUCUCCCACCACAGGGAAAACAGGAGCAACUAAAAGAGCAGCUAAAAUCUGUAGUUAAUCAAGACAAGCAGCAACUAGUGAAUCUUACUGUUGAGCAGCAAAGCCUAAAAGAACAGCAUUUUCCGGCAAAUACGUCAGAAAAAGAAAUCCAAACGGAAGAUCUGACUCAAGGGGGAGAUCUUGGAACCACUGAAAAUUCAGUUGGUGAAGAAUUAUUAGAACCAGCCUCUAAAGAAGAUGACAUUGUCUCAUUUAGUCAAUGGGCUGAAAUGCAGCAAACAGACAAUGUCCUUCCAGUUAAAGAACAGGAGAAACAAGAUCAAUCUCAGACUAUAGCUAAGCCUGCUCCCCUCAAGGCAACUGGGAUCAAACUAACUAAAAACUUCGCUAGUCCAGACUGUACUGCAAAGAUUCUGGCUGGUAACCCUGAGAGCCAGGGGAGUGGAAAUGUAAUCUCAAACUCCAGAGAUGAAUAUAUUCUCAACAAGUGUACAGACAAGGCCUGGUUUGUGGUUGAGCUGUGUGAAAGUAUAAAAGCAUUGAAAAUACAAAUUGCUAAUUUUGAACUCUACUCUUCCUCACCCAAAGUAUUCAGGGUUUAUAUUGGGAAUAUAUAUCCGGGACGAGAGAAGGAUUGGGUGGAGUUCGGCACAUUUACUUAUGAGGAUGAAAGAUCCAUACAGCAGUUUACCAAUGAAGAAGGAGUGCUGGGAAAAUAUGCUAAGGUUGAGGUCCUAUCCCACCAUGGAACUGAGCACUACUGUCCUAUAUCCUUGUUUAGAGUUUAUGGUAUCUCGGAGAUAGAUCUUAUUUCAGAUGAUAAUGAUGAUGACCCUGAUGAUGACGACCACCAAGAACAUGGAACCCCUGAAGAAAAGGGCCCUGAAAACCCCCUAGUUAAAUCUGUGAAGACCAUAAGUGAUGCUGUGGUGACUGCUGUUAAAAAUAUUGUCUUCAAGAAUCCGCAAAAUACUGGAUCUUCAAAUUCCUCUCUGCAUGGGUCAAGUAUGCGACACGUGUUAAAAACCGGUUCUGCACAGCUCAGUCUGCCGCGUAUAAGCACCCUCUCCUUUCUUCUAGCUACACAGUACGAUAUCAUCAGUCCUGGCGCUGGUUACAGUUCCUACAACUGGUUCACGGAGAUGAUUUUAUCCUCGCCCUGUGUAAUGUUCUCAGUAUUGAACUAGGACACUCAGAGUUAGCCCCGUCCCUGAUAGCCGCAAAUGAAACUGUUGCUGCGCCGGUUAAUACGAGUACAGUGGUUAACAUUAACUCUACUACACCAUACA
Eurytemora carolleeae is the source of this 1910-nucleotide messenger RNA. RefSeq names its product SUN domain-containing ossification factor. Gene Ontology annotation, cellular component: membrane; cytoplasm. The record is from RefSeq and is a predicted model, not a curated record. Gene Ontology annotation, biological process: protein folding in endoplasmic reticulum. The transcript is spliced from 20 exons. Lineage: Eukaryota; Metazoa; Arthropoda; Copepoda; Calanoida; Temoridae. Bases 105 to 1808 code for a protein of 567 amino acids.